GGAGUGAUUUUUCACGGUGUUUCUCUUCUUCUCUCCUCCAACCCAAAACUAAAAAUAAACAUGAAAGCAAACCGCGGCGGCGGAGAGCACGGCCACCACGAGGCUCUCAAGUUUUCAAGUUUCUUCUUCAUGCCGGAACGGCCACGUGAUUACCUCGUGCUUUUCACACGUUUCUCCGUCCUCACGUGCCUCAUCGUCUCCGUCUCUCUGGUUCUCCGCGCCACUUUUUUAUCCCCCUCCGCUCGAGACUAUUCCACCACCUACGGUCUCCGACUCACCGCCGUACCUCAGAAAGCCAUAGCUUUCCCUCCGACCGGAUCCGUCGGACCAAUCAAUAUCUCCCACAUCUUCUUCUCUAUCGCCGGAGCAGCUGAGACAUGGAUCGAUCGGAGCCAGUACAUCUCCUUAUGGUGGCGAAACUCGACACGUGGCUUCGUCUGGCUCGAUGAACCGGUGAAAAUCCCCAAAAAUCACUCCGAUGUCAGAUUCUCAAUCCCGACUCGAGUUUCCGAUCCAGGCUGGACUCGAUUCAAAUUCUCCAGCUCAAGAGCCGCCGUUCGAAUCGCUAGGAUAAUCUGGGAUAGUUAUCGGCUAAAUCUACCAAAUGUCCGGUGGUUCGUGAUGGGAGAUGACGAUACCGUCUUCUUCACGGAGAAUCUCGUCAAGGUUCUCUCGAAGUACGACCACGAGCAGAUGUGGUACAUCGGAGGAAACUCAGAGAGCGUCGAGCAAGAUGUGAUGCACGCGUACGACAUGGCGUUUGGCGGCGGCGGUUUCGCUAUUAGCCGUCCAUUAGCGGCGCGUUUGGCUGCCGCGAUGGAUGAUUGUCUCCAACGGUAUUUCUAUUUUUACGGUUCUGAUCAGAGAAUCGCGGCUUGCGUUAGCGAGAUCGGCGUUCCGUUCACCGAAGAACGCGGUUUUCACCAGCUUGACAUAAGAGGAGAUCCAUACGGGUUUCUAGCAGCGCAUCCGUUGGCACCACUUGUAUCGUUGCAUCACCUCGUCUACUUAGACCCAAUGUUCCCUAACAAAAACCCGAUCGAGUCGUUACAGACCCUAAUGAAACCUUAUAACUUAGACCCGAAUCGAAUACUCCAACAGAUUAAUUGCCAUGAUCGCAAGCGUCAAUGGUCUAUAUCCAUCUCUUGGGGAUACUCCAUACAGAUCUACACUUACUUCUUGACUGCUACGGAGCUGACUACGCCGUUGCAGACCUUCAAAACUUGGCGGUCUUCCAGCGAUGGACCUUUCGUGUUCAACACUCGGCCCUUGAAACCUGACCCGUGUGAGCGUCCCGUCACUUAUUUCAUGGAUGGUGCAGAGGAUGUGCGGGGUAGUGGGACGAAAACUUGGUAUAGCAUAGCGGAUAAGAAUUAUGGUCAUUGCGAAAAGAGUGAGCAUAUUCGGUUAACUAAAGUGAAGAGGAUAUUGGUGACUUCGAUGAAGACGGAUCCUGAGUAUUGGAACAAGGCACCGCGGAGACAGUGUUGUAAGGUGAUGGAAGAGUUUGAAGGAACAAUACUGAAGAACGCAGACUCAUUCUCCUACUUCAUGCUCGUAGCCUUCGAAGCAUCUGGUCUAAUUCGUUUCGCUAUCUUGUUGCUUCUAUGGCCCAUAAUCACACUCCUUGACGUUUUCAGCUACAAAAACGCCGCUCUCAAGCUCAUGAUUUUUGUAGCUACUGUUGGUUUACGUGAACCAGAGAUCGAAUCGGUGGCUAGAGCCGUCCUGCCAAAGUUCUACAUGGAUGACGUAAGCAUGGACACGUGGAGGAUUUUCAGCUCGUGUAAAAAGAGGGUCGUGGUGACAAGAAUGCCUCGGGUUAUGGUGGAGAGGUUUGCUAAGGACCAUCUUAGAGCCGAUGAGGUUAUCGGUACGGAGCUGAUCGUGAAUCGGUUCGGUUUUGUCACCGGUUUGAUACGUGAAACCGAUGUUGAUCAGUCUGCUUUGAACCGUGUCGCUAAUUUGUUUGUUGAUCAGAGGCCUCGACUAGGUCUUGGAAGACCGGCUGUGACCGCUUCUACAACUUUCUUAUCGUUAUGUGAGGAGCAUAUUCCUGCACCAAUCCCGGAGAACUACAACGACGGUAACCAACAACUUCAGCUACGUCCACUUCCGGUGAUAUUUCACGACGGACGACUAGUGAAGCGGCCAACGCCAGCCACCGCUCUCCUCAUCCUCCUUUGGAUACCACUUGGGAUCAUACUAGCCGUGAUCCGGAUCUUUCUUGGAGCCAUCCUCCCAUUGUGGGCCACACCUUACGUCUCUCAGAUAUUUGGCGGCCAUAUCAUCGUCAAAGGCAAGCCUCCUCAGCCACCGGCUGCUGGAAAAUCCGGCGUGCUCUUUGUGUGUACUCAUAGAACCUUAAUGGACCCGGUGGUAUUAUCCUAUGUGCUCGGACGUAGCAUCCCAGCCGUUACUUACUCGAUUUCGCGGUUAUCAGAGAUCUUAUCUCCCAUUCCAACCGUCCGAUUGACAAGAAUCCGAGAUGUAGACGCGGCUAAGAUCAAACAACAGCUGUCCAAAGGAGAUCUAGUGGUUUGUCCUGAGGGAACCACUUGUCGUGAACCGUUUCUGUUAAGAUUCAGCGCGCUUUUCGCGGAGUUAACGGAUAGGAUUGUUCCGGUUGCGAUGAAUUACAGAGUUGGAUUCUUCCACGCGACCACAGCGAGAGGCUGGAAAGGUUUAGACCCGAUUUUCUUCUUCAUGAACCCAAGACCGGUUUACGAGGUUACGUUCUUGAAUCAGCUUCCUAUGGAGGCAACAUGUUCGUCCGGGAAGAGUCCGCAUGACGUGGCAAACUAUGUUCAGAGAAUCUUGGCGGCUACGUUAGGGUUUGAGUGCACCAACUUCACAAGAAAAGAUAAGUAUAGGGUUCUCGCUGGAAACGAUGGAACGGUGUCGUAUUUGUCGUUGCUUGACCAAUUGAAGAAGGUGGUGGGCACUUUUGAGCCUUUUCUCCAUUGAAUUACUCCAAUUAAUUAUCGAUCAUCCGAUGAUUUUCUCUUUGUUUUAAUAUAUUAGAUCAGUAGUUUCACAUCUGUUUGCAAUUUCUUUCUCUUGAUUAAUUUUUGCUUGUGAAAAAGUUUGGGUUGAUUUUUUUUAUAGUCUAUAAUUAUAAGUGUUGUAUUCUUGUUUAAAUGUCAUUCUUUUUUCAGAUAUGUAACUCCUCAUAACCAUUGUUGAUGAAUAAUAUAUAUGGGGAUGAAUA
Molecule: messenger RNA, 3211 nt
Organism: Arabidopsis arenosa
Lineage: Eukaryota; Viridiplantae; Streptophyta; Magnoliopsida; Brassicales; Brassicaceae
Source: the annotation of a GenBank genome assembly